Molecule: messenger RNA, 2543 nt
Organism: Trifolium pratense (red clover)
Lineage: Eukaryota; Viridiplantae; Streptophyta; Magnoliopsida; Fabales; Fabaceae
Product: F-box/kelch-repeat protein At3g23880-like
Exons: 2
Coding region: 1176-2366 (396 amino acids)
Molecular function (GO): protein binding
Source: RefSeq, a predicted model, not a curated record
AUUUUACUCUUUCCUCUUCCAUUUUAUGAGCAGCCGCUCCUUUCUUUCAUUUUUCCAACUUCUUCUUUCAAUAUUUUAUCAUAAACUCACAUCUACAUCAUCUCCUCUUAUCAACCCACAACAUGUUUUCAUCUGUUCCUGCUUCACCUUUGCAUAGACUUUGUAAAGAUCUCUUUCGCUUUCUCGGCUAGAUCUUGACCUUCAAAGACAUGUUUUUAAAAAAUCAUCACCAUAUAAAGUAUCUCCUUUAUUGCCUCUACAAAACCCACAAAAAAAAUAUAGAUAGGUGGCCACCGUACCGGCAGAAACAGCCGCCGCACCAGGAAAGUACUGCAUUGGUUUUGAAACACGAACAACAUAAAAAUACACUCCUCCAACAUAAAAAUCUAUUAUUUGCUUCUUCUGUAAUGCCUAUGCGUGUGUGUUACUGUUAACUUUUUUAAUUUUUAAAAUUUUUAAAAUUAAUAAUAAUAACUAAACGACGUCGUUUUGGCCUUUUAGGUGAAAAAAAAGAACGUGUGUAAUCAAACCGGCGGUUCGGUGAACCGGCCGGUUCACCGGUUUUUACGGUUUUUCCGUUUUUUUCCGGUUCUCACCGGUCUAACAGCUUAUCCGAUCCAACGUGUGAACCAGACCGGAUCUCUUCCGGUUCCCGGUUCGACCGGUUCGACCGGUCGGUCCGGUCCGGUUUUUAAAACACUGAAUCUAACUCUCAUUCAUUCUCCUCUUCGUCUCUCUCCAUCCUCUUUAUCUUUUUUAAUGAUCCAAUCACACUUUUUAAACUUAUUUCCAUUGUCCAAGACAAAUGCACAACAAAGGUCAAAGAGCUUCACCUUUUCUUCCAUGAAAACAUGUCUUCUCUAACCUUCAAUCAUCAUUUGUUCCUGCCAUUUUUUUUCUUACAAUAUUUUGUCUGUCUCUCAUAACAACAUGCAAGACACACAACAUCUUUCUUCCUCACUUAUCACCCUAUACCAUCUUCAACCCAGAUCUGUUACUCCUCCACCGCACGUACGAUCCCACCUCAAACCUUGUUGUUGAUUUGAUUUAGACCCGAUUAAACUCAACCCCCUAACCCGUCCACAGCUCAACCCGUACCCGUUUGACUCGAUCCGUUAUCCGCUCGUGAAAGAGAAGAGAGGCUAAUUUGGGAAUUGUGUGAUACUUAGCUGAAAAUGUCUUCCACCCUUCCAUUGCUGCCACAAGAUCUCAUAACGGAAAUCCUUGCAUGGCUUCCAGUGAAGAUUCUCGUGAGAUUCACUUCCGUUUCGAAACACUGGAAAUCACUCAUCUUCGAUCCAAAUUUUGCAAAACUUCAUCAUCAAAGAUCACCCAAACAUACACACGUCCUACUUACCUUAUUUGACUACGAAGAGGUAAACAAAGAUGAUUUCCAAGACAACAGCAACGUCGAUACAUCUUGGGCUGUAGCUCCAUUCUGGGUGCGUCGUUUGCUUGAACAACCGUCAUCCACUGUCAAUGAAGACGGUUGUUUCCGUACUGACGAGGGAACUUCUUAUGCAAUUGGUUCUACCAACGGCUUGGUGUGUUUGAUGGAGGAUAUUUCACAACAGAAAGGAAUUCAAGGAAUUUGUAUUCGGUUCUGGAACCCUAGUUUACGAUUAAGAUCCAAAGAGUCACCCACUUUGACCGUAAUCCGGGCCUACGCUAACCUUGGAUUUGGCUAUGAUGAUUCAACUGACACAUACAAGGUGGUGGCUGUGUUUUGGGAUCGUACGACGCAGAAAAUGGAGGGGAGAGUUCAUUGUAUGGGUGAUAGCUGUUGGAGAAAGACUCUCGCUUGCCCUGAUUUUCCAAUUCUCCUAGGACCUGGCUUAUUUGUGAAUGAUAGUGUUAACUGGUUAGCAGUUGACAACUUAAAUGGUCAUAAGUAUAAAUGGAAACAUGUUACCAUCAAACAGUUGGUGAUUUUUUCGCUCGAUAUGCCAAAGGAGACAUGUAAGUAUAUGUUGCUGCCUGAAGGUUUUUGUGAACUUCCUGAAGAAGAACCUGAUCUUGCUGUUUUGAGGGGUCGCCUAUGCCUUUAUUAUAACCACAAGGGAACCCAUUUUGUUUUGUGGGAAAUGAGUGAGUUUGGAGUUCAAAAGUCUUGGACUAAGUUGGUGAAUGUUAGCUAUGUGCAUCUUCAAUUUGAUGGUUUUGUGAAUGGUUGGCUACCGUUUCCAGUGUGUCUAUCCGAAAAUGGAGAUAUCUUGUUGUUAACUUGCAGACAAGUUGCUGAAUAUGUUGUUAUGUAUAGCCUACGAGAUGAUAGAGUUGAAAAUAUUGAACUUCCUAACAAUGAUAUUUGGCAUGCCAAUGAACAUAUGCAGAGUUUAGUUUUGCCUCUUCCUCGUCCACAUUAAGCUCCUAUGCAGCAAUUGUUUUUCUGAAUUUAUGUUUGAUUGUGCAAGUGGUGGCAUGGCUAAUGAUGUUUCCUUAUUUGUGUUUUCCUUAGCUGGUUUGGCCAUUUUGUUGGAUGAAUACUUUUAUAUUUAUUAUUAAUAUUAUGAGUUAAUUGCUCAGAAAGUAGCCAGAGUUAA